GAAUUUUUUUAGAAGUUUGACAAAUGUCUGAGUAUAAGUUAUUGAAAUAGUCUUCUGAUGAUGAUAGCCAAGGAAAUUAUCAAAAUGAUAAUUAUUUAAGUGAUUAUUCUCAUUAAUCAAAUUUCAACUUUCAAAAUUGUGAGGAUGAUAAAUGUCAAUAUAUAUAAUAAUAGGAUUAAAAUCAAGAAUUAUAUUAGUUUCCUUAAUAUUCACUUAAAACUGAAAUCUCAAAUAAUGAAUCAAGUUAACCUCACUAAUUUGAAAGGUCCGAAGAUGAUCCAAAUUAACAACCUGCAGAGACUUAAACUAAAAAAAUUAGGGAUAAAUAUAAGAAACCUGAUUUAGAAAUUAAAAAAAAAAUUUCAAAAGGUGAACCUAUUGUUGGUAAAAAAAGUUAAAACAAAAAACAUUAAUAAAAAACUGAAACUAAAAAUUUACCUAAGUUCUUUAUAAAUUGCUUCUUAAAUAGACUAGAGAAAGAAGAUGAAUUGGAGCCAUCAUAAAAUGUUUAAAUCAAGAAAAAAAUAAACAAAUUUGCUAGCAAAUCUUCUUCUUUGAAAACAUUGUAAGAAAUGCUUUAAGAUAAUAUUAUUAAUAAAAUAGUUUAAGAGUAUAUUUGUAGUUUUGAAUUUCUCCAUCAAAUAUUAAAAUCAGAGAGAUUAUAAGACGUAUCACAUCCAAUAAAAUAUUCACAUAAACUAUAUCAAGGAUGUUUUAAUUCAAAUGCUUUGAAUUAAUGGAAAGAAUCCUGA
Paramecium sonneborni is the source of this 752-nucleotide messenger RNA. NCBI's taxonomy places the organism in Eukaryota, Ciliophora, Oligohymenophorea, Peniculida, Parameciidae. The record is from the annotation of a GenBank genome assembly.